AUGGAAGAGCUCAAAGAUGCACCCCUCCUCUCGAAGCGCUCUAUGGAGACAUUCUAUGGAUACUACAGCCCGCCAGAUCCAUCCAGCCCAGAGGUGUCCCCUCUUCUCAACCACAACUUCAAAGGGUUGGCGCCGGCCUAUCUCCAAGUCGCGGGCAUGGAUCCGCUGAGGGAUGAAGGAUUGGCCUACGCCGCCAAACUCAAAGAUGCAGGUGUGCCGACAAAGGUCGACAUCUACCCCGGCUUGCCCCACGCUUUUGGCUAUUUCCCGGAGCUGUCGGCAACACCCAAGUUUUCUAUCGAUGUCAUCACGGCCAUCGUUCAAUUGAUCGAGGGGAAUCUGUGA
Messenger RNA from Colletotrichum chrysophilum, 345 nucleotides. RefSeq lists its product as uncharacterized. Lineage: Eukaryota; Fungi; Ascomycota; Sordariomycetes; Glomerellales; Glomerellaceae. The record is from RefSeq and is a predicted model, not a curated record. The coding region runs from base 1 to 345 and encodes 114 amino acids. Gene Ontology annotation, molecular function: hydrolase activity. The transcript has 2 exons.